AAAUUACCGCCAACUGUCAUAUUCUGUGAAGGUUAUGUUAUGGCAACAACAAAAUAAAAAAUUAUUAUUAAAAAAUUAUUUAUAACAAAACAAGAUGGAUUUAUGCAGAGUCUGUUUGUUUAAAACAGAACCAACCAGUAGCAUUUUCAGAGAAGCCAAAAAUGGACAACAAGUAGCCGAAAUUUUGCAAAGUUUCGCAUCAAUUGAGGUUGACGAAAACGAUGGAUUACCGAUUCACAUUUGCCCAAAUUGUGACGAAAAAAUCAACAAUUUCGUAGAUUUUCAAGCUUUAAUCAGGGAGUCUGAUUUUAAAUUGAAACAGACAAAGUCGCUGACUGAUGAAGACCCUCUGGAGUGUAUCCCGCCUUCCACGAUCACCAUAAUAAUAAAAGAAGAGCCCCACUUGGACUAUAAAUGUGUUGAAAUAAACGAAAAUGUAGAAAAUUUGUCACAAAUUGAUAUUAAACCACCCAAAAGAAAAAGGGUAAAACGACGAGAAAAGACAUUUUUCUGCCCUGGUUGUGAUAAGUCGUUUCGGUAUAAUCAUGAAUUAGUCGCCCAUAGUACUACACACACAGGGGCGGAACCUUAUUCGUGUAAAAUCUGUGACAAAAAAUUUAUUUAUAAAACGAGUUUUCGAAAACAUCAAACUGUUCAUUCUAGUAGUCGCCCCUACAAGUGUAAUGAAUGUGGCAAAACUUACAAGCAGUUAGGUGGUCUCCAAGUUCAUACAAAGUCUCACCACUCCAACGAAAUCGACGCAUCUUCAUUUGUUUGUGAAACCUGUGGCAAGAAAUUCAGGUUCCGCAGUCAGUUGCUAGUGCAUUGCACGAUCCACUCCACUGAAAAGCAAUUCAUUUGUGAAAUCUGCAGUAAAGAAUUUUCGCAUCCGUAUUUUUUCAGCCGGCAUGUGAAGAAUCACAAGAAGGGGCCAGCUGUGCAGUGUUUUGUCUGUGGAAAGACUCUGGCCAAUGAGAAGACUUUGUCUCAACAUCUUAAGUCUCAUUCUGAUGAGAAACCGUAUAGUUGCAGUGUUUGUCAGAAGAGGUUCAAGAUUAGGCAGAUUUUGAAGAAUCAUAUGAGGAUUCAUGAUGGUGUUAAAGAGUUUUGUUGUAAGAUAUGCGAGAAAAGGUUUACUUUUAGUAGUGUUUUGUAUAGGCAUAUGAGGGUGCAUUCAGGGGAGACUCCUUUUAAGUGUAAGUUUUGUGAGAGGAUGUUUGGGUAUUCACACCAUUUAGUGAAUCAUUUGAAUAGGUAUCAUUCUGUAGAAAAGUCGGAGGAAUUGAAGGAAAAAAUAUAAGGGUAGAAGAAGA
Zophobas morio is the source of this 1313-nucleotide messenger RNA. RefSeq names its product zinc finger protein ZFP2-like. The transcript is spliced from 3 exons. Gene Ontology annotation, cellular component: nucleus. Bases 95 to 1300 code for a protein of 401 amino acids. Lineage: Eukaryota; Metazoa; Arthropoda; Insecta; Coleoptera; Tenebrionidae. Gene Ontology annotation, molecular function: zinc ion binding. The record is from RefSeq and is a predicted model, not a curated record.